Harmonia axyridis is the source of this 2005-nucleotide messenger RNA. RefSeq lists its product as uncharacterized. The transcript is spliced from 3 exons. Gene Ontology annotation, molecular function: catalytic activity. NCBI's taxonomy places the organism in Eukaryota, Metazoa, Arthropoda, Insecta, Coleoptera, Coccinellidae. Bases 383 to 2005 code for a protein of 540 amino acids. The record is from RefSeq and is a predicted model, not a curated record.
GACAAAACUUGUAAACAAGCCUAAAAAUAUUGUGGCGACGUUCAUUUCUAAAGCAAAACGCGAUGAAAUGUUGUCAGCAGUUAAAGUAAAGCGCAAUCAAUUGGAAAGAAAAGAUGGUUUCAGAUUGGAUGGACUAUCGAAUAAGUUUUAUGUUAAUGAACACCUCACUAUCAGGAGCAAAAUUGUUUUCAGGGCAGCUCGGGUAAUGGCUAGAGAGAAAGGAUUCAAAUUCGUUUGGACUCAGAACGGUAAUGUUUUAUUGAGGAAGAAUGAUACAUCUAGAAUCCUACAUAUUCAGAGCGAGGCUGAUUUGGCAAAAUUGUCCUAGUCACCGUAUCCCUUUAUCACAACAUAAUGAGCAUAAAUGGUUUAUAUCUCAAAAAUGGCUUUACACGUUCUAUAUCAGAAUGUGCGUGGACUGCGCACCAAACUGUCAAAUUUUAAAAUCAAUUUUUUAUGUGGUGCUUUUGAUUUGAUUAUGGUAACAGAAUCGUGGCUGAACAAGGAUAUAUGUGAUCGUGAAUUGGUGGACAAUAAUUACAACGUUUUUAGGAGAGAUAGAGAUCUGACUAAUUCUUCAAAAAAAGACGGUGGUGGAGUGCUUGUGAUUGUGCGCAAUGAACUAAAUGCAAGUAUAGUUCCGGAUUUCAAUAGUGAGGCAGAGGAUAUUUGGAUAGUGAUUAAAGUUAACAAACGUAGAAUAUAUAUUUGUUGUGUAUAUAUUGCACCUGGUAACGAUAUGGCUUAUUUAUCGUUUGCGAGGAAACUGGAAUCAAAUAGGAACAAAAUGGGAGUACAGGAUUUAAUUCUGAUCUGUGGUGAUUUCAACUGCCCAUCUGUAAAAUGGGUAAAUCAAUCAUUUUCAAUCGUGCUUAAUCCUACUGAAGUGGAAAAUAAAUUUGCAAGUAUUGUCGAUACCUUCAAUUUUCUAGAGUUUAAGCAGUUUAAUAAUAUUUUGAAUAAAAACAACAGAAUAUUGGACUUAAUUUUAUGUAGUAAAAAUAGAGUGAAUAACAUAAGUCGUUGUGAUACUCCACUAGUGAAUGAGGAUGACCACCAUCCAGCUGUUGAGUUUUUAUUUGAUGUUAAUAAUUAUGAGUAUUUAAAGGAUCAUCCAAGGUAUCAUUUUAAUUUUAGAAUGGGCAAUUAUGAUGCCAUAAACUUAGAGCUGUCAAGAAUAAAUUGGGAAGUGGUUUUGGGGGGUUCUGAUGUUGAUACCAGUGUACAUGUUCUUUACGAUAUCCUGGAUAGAUUAAUUGUUGAGUAUGUACCCAAAACAAAAAUAAAUAAAAAAUUUCCUUCAUUUUAUUCGAAAGAGACAAUAAAAGUUAUUAAUCGAAAAAAUAAAGUUCAUAAAAAAUACAAAAUUUAUAAUGAUAAAUAUGAUUACGACCGUUUCAAGCAUUUUAGAACUCUUUCAAAAAAACUUAUUUCAAGGGAUUUUUAUCGGUAUUUAGACACUGUUGAACAAGAACUUUCAAAUAACUCAAAAGAAUUUUUCAAAUUUAUUUCGCAUAAAAAACGUCAUAGUAAUCUUCCCUCAGUUAUGAAAAAUGGUGACGUUGAAGCCUCAUCAUCACAGGAUAUUUCAGAUCUAUUUGCGGAUUUUUUUAGUUCCGUUUUUGAACCAUUUUCAGACAGUGAUGGAAACCUGGAUGUUGAGGGGGGCGUCUGCACUAAUAAUUAUUUGUCGAGUGUUUCACUCUCUAAAGCGAAUAUAGAAGAAGCCCUGAAGUCUUUAAAUUGUAGUAAAGGUCCGGGCCCUGAUGGUAUUCCGCCUGUGUUUCUGAAUCGGUGCCGUUUUAAUCUUCCUAGGAAAUUUGGUGUACUUGAAAUAGACUUAGGACUGGUCAUAGUCGUUGCAAAAGAAUGCUCUUCAACUGACAUUCUAAUGAAAGCCCAAAAAAUACGAGUAUCCCGAAACGUGGAGCAGCUAGAUAUGCUAGUUGGCAAACGUGACGAGAGAGCUACAAAAGAACGUAUGCGAAGUUGUGAAUUAUUCUGA